Triticum urartu is the source of this 1362-nucleotide messenger RNA. RefSeq lists its product as uncharacterized. The record is from RefSeq and is a predicted model, not a curated record. Gene Ontology annotation, cellular component: membrane. Lineage: Eukaryota; Viridiplantae; Streptophyta; Magnoliopsida; Poales; Poaceae.
CCACUCCCCAGCGCGUCCCUCUCUCUUCUCCACCACCUCGCUCGCGCACCUUGCCGCGCCGCCGUCUCGCCGGAGUCCCGCAUUAUCGCGCGCGGUGAGAAAGUAUGUCGGAACAAGCUCACAGCGCGGCAAUAGCGAUAGAAGAAGACAUACUGCUUGGAGAUUCAUCACUGCUGGAGGAAGCUGAGAGAGGGGCAAUGCCGUCAGGAGAAGGCGUGCUGCUUGGAGAUUCGUCACAGUCUCAGCUGCAAGAGAUCAGUGUUAACCAUGAGAGUAUGUUGGAAGAAGCUGACAUCGUGGCAAUAUCUAUUGGAGAAGAGGUUCUGCAUGGAGAUUCAUCGCUGCCGAAAGAAGCUGACAGCAGAGCAAUAUAUAUUGGAGAAGAGGUGCUGCAUGGAGAUUCAUCGCUGCUGAAAGAAGCUGACAGCAGAGCAAUACCGUCAGGAGAAGGCAUACUGCUUGGAGAUUCGUUGCAGUCUCAGCAGCAAGAGAUCAAUGCUAACCGUGAGAAUACGGCGGAAGAAGCUGACACCGUGGCAACACCGUUAGGACUUAGGAGAAGGCUUGGAGGUUCAUCCCUGCUAGAAGAAGCUGACAGAGUGGCAAUAUCGAUAGGAGAAAAAGUGCUGCUUGGAGACUCAUCGCUGCCGGAAGAAGCUAACAGGAUGGCAAUACCGUCAGGGGAAGGCUUACAGCUUGUACAUUCUCCGCAGCCUCAGUAGCAAGAGAUCACUAUUGACCAUAGUCCACACAUGUCGAUUGAUGAGUUGCUCAAGGUGAUAAAAGGAGCCAAUGGCAUGCCGGUGCUGUUUGUCCCCUCCAGCAAUGGCCGACUGGCAGCGGUAGCCGUGGAUGGCCUUCAGAGUCUGGUACCUGCCAAUCGCAGCAACGAAGAGUCUGCUGAAAAGAAGCACGAAGCUUUCUGUUCCUGGUUGAUGCUCCUGAUGUCACUGGUCGCCACCGUCACCUUCACCGCAGGGCUCACCCCACCCGGUGGUUUCUGGGCCGCCGACGACAAAUCCAACGGGUACGUCGCUGGUAUGUCAGUUAUGCGCAGCAAAUCUUACAGGAGGUACUUGAACUUUUACUACAGCAACACGACCGCUUUCUUCACAUCCUUGAUGAUCAUUGGAAUGCUCGCCAGAAACAUAAAUAACCUACAGCCCACUUACUUGAAGAGUAAUAUUUUCAAAGGCGUGGUAGUUACUCGUUUUAUGAGCUUGGGGUGUAGCUAUAUCUCCGGAACGUGGGACGGAUCACCUUUUCGACUGAUUUACCCCAUUACUGUGUUUCUACUCAACAUUGUUUACAUGGUCCUGCCUUGGCUUCAGAAUUGGAUCCAAAGCCGCAGUGGAUCCAAUG